AAAAUAAAAUCCUAUCCUACAGUUUCUUCUUCAGUCCCCCUCCAUUCUAUCAGAUUCAGCAAAAACGUCAUUUCUUGUCCAAACACAGACCCACUGACACCAUCAUCACCAAUGUUCUCAUCGACACAACAAUUGUCCUUAUCCUCUCCUCCCCCAUUCUCCAUCCCCAAUUUCCUCCAUCUCUUCUCCCACCACCAUAAAAAAUGAGAGAAAUCUGAAAACCAAAUUCGAACGCACGUUACCAUACUAGUUUCAUCAAAAUGAGAAGAAACUAAAAUUCCAAAACCAAAUUCGAAAGCACGAGCACAACCAACUUUAUUAUAAUCAUAUGAGUCGAUAAUCAAAUUGUACCAUCGACUAUCGACUAUACCAAUUGUUAUACAAUCUAGGAGUAAACAAGUUUCAUCAAAAUGAAUAGAAACUGAAAAUCCCAAACCAAACCAAAGCAAACAUUUCUCUCGUUGUAUUGCACUCAUGGUUUCAUCUCCAUUGCUAGUAUCCCUCACUCUUUUCCUUUCUCUCCCUCUCUUGUUGUUUCUAUCUCCUCAUAUUUUGUCCCCUCCCGACGCCGACGACCUCACCCUCUUCCGCCGCGCCGCCGCCCCCCACACCACCUCCCACCUCUCCGCCACCCCUAAAAUCGCCUUCCUCUUCCUCACCAAUUCCAAUCUCACCUUCUCCCCCCUCUGGGAAAAAUUCUUCUCUUCCUCCGACCACCACCACCGCCUCUUCAACAUCUACAUCCACGCGGAUCCCACCCAAAACAUCGCUUUCCCCGGCGGCGGCGUCUUCCAUCACCGCUCCCGCCUCGUCCCCGCGAAACCCACCGCCCGCGCCUCCCCCUCCCUCAUCUCCGCCGCCCGCCGCCUCCUCGCCGCCGCCCUCCUCGACGACCCCCUCAACCACUACUUCGCCCUUCUCUCCCAACACUGCAUCCCUCUUCACUCCCUUCAAUUCACUCACAACUUUCUCUUCAAAAACCCCACUCACCCACAUAAAAGCUUCAUUGAGAUUCUCUCCAACGAACCCAACCUCUUCGACCGCUACACCGCGCGUGGCGAACACGCGAUGCUCCCAGAAGUACCCUUCUCCUCCUUCCGCGUGGGGUCGCAGUUCUUCAUCCUCACUCGCCGCCACGCGCGCACGGUGGUGCGUGAUAUAAAGCUUUGGAACAAGUUUCGGCUUCCGUGUGUCACAGAAGAACCUUGUUACCCCGAAGAGCAUUAUUUUCCCACCCUUUUGUCCAUGCAGGAUCCGAAUGGGUGUAGCGGGUUUACACUGACCCGGGUCAACUGGACCGGGUGCUGGGACGGGCACCCGCAUCUGUACACCGCUCCGGAGGUGUCUCCGGAGCUGGUUCGCCGUCUGAGGGAAUCGAAUUCGAGCAGCUACCUGUAUCUCUUCGCGAGGAAGUUCGCGCCUGAGUGUCUUCGGCCGUUGAUGGAGAUCGCCGAUGACGUCAUUUUCCGGGAGUGAGAGUGAGCCGGGCAUCUUUGAUGAUGAUAUUGGGAAGAGGAAACCUUGUGUUGAUGUUCAAUGCAAAUGUGUACAGAAAUUCUGAUUUCUUUAAUUGUAAAUUUUAGUAUGUAGUACAAAAGUCAAAGGUGGUUUCCAAAGGAGGCCACAGGUCGAAUAUUGAGAAUUGUAGUUUGAAAAGUCUCAUGCAAAAGUUCCACUAUGAAGGGAGUUGAAAAGUUGUAAGAUGGAUAAAUAGAUUAUGUAUGAUGUGCUAGCCAAAUUUUGAGUGCAACACAAAGAAAACAAGCAAUAGUCAAUUUUUUUCCCAGUUCUUUCCCUCUUUUUUUUCGUCUUGUCUUGAGGACUUUCAACUUCAAUGUAAUUCCCAAAAGGUUUGAAAAACAAAAAACAUGCUUGGAAAACGAAAAA
Glycine soja is the source of this 1887-nucleotide messenger RNA. Its product is annotated as glycosyltransferase BC10-like. Gene Ontology annotation, molecular function: glycosyltransferase activity. The transcript has 2 exons. NCBI's taxonomy places the organism in Eukaryota, Viridiplantae, Streptophyta, Magnoliopsida, Fabales, Fabaceae. Gene Ontology annotation, cellular component: membrane. Bases 475 to 1476 code for a protein of 333 amino acids. The record is from RefSeq and is a predicted model, not a curated record.